This is a messenger RNA of Gossypium raimondii (Peruvian cotton), 1101 nucleotides long. RefSeq lists its product as uncharacterized. Gene Ontology annotation, molecular function: nucleic acid binding; RNA-DNA hybrid ribonuclease activity. NCBI's taxonomy places the organism in Eukaryota, Viridiplantae, Streptophyta, Magnoliopsida, Malvales, Malvaceae. Bases 1 to 1101 code for a protein of 366 amino acids. The transcript has a single exon. The record is from RefSeq and is a predicted model, not a curated record.
AUGGAAUCACUUGCACUCUCAGGAAGAAUGGCACGACGACAGAUCCUGUUGUUUGAGUAUGACAUCGCGUAUAUGAGCCAAAAGUCAAUAAAAAGAAGUGCGAUAGCUGACUUCUUGGCAAGUCAAGCAAUGGAAGAAUAUGAUCCUUUGAGAUUUGAUUUCCCGGAUGGAGACUUGAUGUGCAUUUCCGAAGAAGAGGGUGAACCAUCAAAAGAAAAACCAUGGAAGAUGAGUUUUGAUGGUGCAUCAAACGUAUUGGGGCUUGGGAUAGAAGCAGUCUUAGUGUCACUGGAAUGGAACCAUUACCCACUCACUGCCAGAUUGAAUUUCUUCUGUACAAAUAAUAUAGUGCAAUAUGAAGCUUGUAUAAUGGAACUUCGUGCAGCUAUUGAACGAAAAAUGAGAAUCUUAGAGGUGUACAGGGAUUCAAUAUUGGUGAUUUAUCAAAUUCGUGGAGAUUGGGAAGUGAUAGAUUCAAAAUUAGUCAAAUAUCUCAAUUUCAUUGCGGAACUAGUCAAAGAAUUCAAAGAAGUGACUUUCAACUACUUCCCACGAGAAGAAAACAAAUUGGCAGACGCCCUGACCAUCUUAGCUUCAAUGUUCAAAGCAAACAGGGAAAAUGAGAUAAUGCCUCUCAAAAUUAGCAUAUAUGAGGUCCCCGCACAUUGUUUUAGUAUUGAGAAUGAGUCAGAUGGACGACCAUGGUUCCAUGAUAUCUUGGAGUAUAUCAAGAAUCAAAAGUAUCCUGAGCAAGCAAAUGAGAAUGACAAAAGAACAAUUAGGAGAAUGGCGGUUGGAUUUGUUCUUAAUAGGGAUAUCCUAUACAAAAGAGGAAAAGAUCAAAUGCUCCUAAGAUCCGUAGAUGCUGUUGAAGCUAGAAGAAUACUUGAAGAUGUCCAUGAAGGAAUUUGUGGAACGUAUGCCAAUGGUUUCAUUAUGACUAGGCAGAUUAUGAAACUUGGUUACUAUUGGCUGACGAUGGAAAGGGAUUGCAUUAGUUACACACGGAAGUGUCACAAGUGUCAAAUUUACGGCGAUAAAAUUCACGCAGCUCCUUUGCCCCUUCAUGUCAUGACUUCUUCGUGGCCUUUUUCUAUGUGA